AUGAAAGAAUUAAUUGACGCAGUUGCUGAUUGUAUGGCAUUUGGUGCAUUAGAACAUUGUCCUGAAUGUGGAGAAUUUCUUAUCUUUGAUCGUUCAUCUUAUCGUUGUACAGAUGAUGUUACGGAAUGGACGAAAUGUACUUAUUCAACAAGAAAACCAUUUAAUAUACCUGCUGAUAUUAAAAAUGUAUAUGAUGCUUUACCAAUAUAUGAUUCAACAUUACCACUGUCUGGUUUUUUAUCAAGUUCUGUUACAACAAUUCAAAAACAAAUUGAACAAUUAGGUGGAACAUAUUCAUCGGAAAUUGAUGAAAGUGUUGGAAUUAUUAUUAGUUCAAAAGGACUUCAAGAUACUUGUCAUGUUCUUAAAGAUAUAGAAACUGGUAAUAUAUAUACUCCUGUUCUUGGUCUUGCUGAAAUAACACGCGGUACUAAUUUAUUUUAUAAAAUGCAAUUACUCGAAUCUGAUAAUGGAAAAUUAUCGAAAAAUCAAUUAGAUAAAGCUUAUACAGUUUUAACAAAAUUACAAACUUUAAUUACGAGUGGAGUUACAACAUCAAAAACAGCUAUUAUUGAUGCAAGUAAUCGAUUUUAUACUUUAAUUCCACAUAAUUGUGAUCUCGGUUCACUACCAUUACUUGAUAAUAUUGAAUUAAUAACAUUUGAAACUAAAAUGAUUGAUAAUUUACGUGAAAUAGAAAUAGCUUACUCAAUGUUAGAUGAAUCAAAUAAUACAAUAGAUAGCAUUGAUCAUGAUUCAGAAGAAUUUAAACUUAUUGAACAAUACAUGAUAAAUACUCAUGAUGCAUAUACAUUAAAAUUAUGUGAAUUAUUUAAAACAAAACGUGAAGAAGAAUUUGAUCUUUUUAAGAAAUUUCAAACAAUUGAUAAUCAUCAAUUAUUAUGGCGUGGUUCACGAACAACUGAUUUUGCUUGUAUUCUUAGCCAACGUUUACGUAUUUCACCACCUGAAGCACCUGUUACUGGUUUUAUGCUUGGUAAAGGUGUUUACUUUGCUGACAUGUGUUCAAAAAGUGAAUAUCAUUAUACAAAUGAUGGUGUACUUAUUCCAAUGGGUCAUGGAAUUCCAUCAGGUGUUCGAUAA
This is a messenger RNA of Rotaria sp. Silwood2, 1104 nucleotides long. Lineage: Eukaryota; Metazoa; Rotifera; Eurotatoria; Philodinida; Philodinidae. The record is from the annotation of a GenBank genome assembly.